AGAACCGGGAGGGGAGAACCGCCUCCAGCCGCCGGCGGCCUCCGCCCCUCCUCACACGGGGCUUUGUCCCCUGGCGGCGGCGCUGAGGGGAGGCGGUGAGGCGGCUCCGCGCUGAGGGGCGCUCGCGCCGCCUCGCCGGCGCUUCUUCCCCUCCUACCCCCCCUCCCCGAUCCCCCCGGGAAGCGCCUGGCUGCGGGCUGCCUCUCGCUCCCCCCCCCUCCCUUUUCAUUUUUAUUUUAUUUUAUUUUAUUUUAACCCCCUCCCUCCCUCCCGGGCGGCGGCGGCCCGCCUACCUUUCCCCCCCCCCCUCCACCCCCAACCUCCCCUCAGCCUUCCCUCGCCCGUCAUGGCGACAUGAGGAGCCCGCCGGCCGCCGCCGCCGCCCCGGGCAUGGGCCCCGCACGGUGCUGAAGCGCCGCGGAGGAGCCCCGGCGCCGCCGCCCCGUCAUGGGGUGCUGAUGGCCGGGCCCCGCCGGGCACCCCGCCGCCGCGCAGGGGAGGUAGCUGUAUCCAGCUGGGUGGCAGGUGGAUCCAAGGGUUACCAUGAAGUUUUCAGGACCCCUGGAGAGCCAGAGGUUGUCUCUCCUUCUGGAGACGGCAAUCUCUAGGGAAGCUCAAAUGUGGAAAGCACAUGUGCCGAAAAUUCAGCCCAAUCAGGAUGUAGCCAUUUCUCCAAGGCAGAGGGAUGAGGUCAUCCAGUGGCUGGCCAAGCUCAAGUACCAGUUCCACCUUUACCCAGAAACGCUCGCCCUGGCCAUCAGCCUCCUGGACAGGUUUUUAGCUGCAGUAAAGGCUGGCACCUGCUGCUCCCGAGCCUCAUCUGGGGUGGGCUCUGAGAUACCAAGAGCCCAGUCUCACCCUGAACAGACUCAGAAGGCCCGUCCAAAGUACCUCAACUGUAUUGCAAUCAGCUGCUUCUUCCUCGCUGCAAAGACCAUUGAGGAAGAUGAGAGGAUUCCAGUACUGAAGGUGUUGGCUCGGGAUAGCUUCUGUGGUUGUUCUCCAGCUGAAAUCCGCAGAAUGGAGAAGAUCAUCCUGGAUAAACUGAACUGGGAUCUUCACAUGGCAACGCCAUUGGAUUUCCUUCAUAUUUUCCAUGCCAUGGCAGUGUCCAGCAGGCCGCAGCUCCUGGCUCUGCUGCCCACGCUGAGCCCGUCACAGCACGUGGCAGCGCUCACCAAGCAGCUGCUGCACUGCAUGGCCUGUUUCCAGCUGCUGCAGUUCAAGGGCUCCAUGCUGGCACUGGCCAUCGUCAGCCUGGAGCUGGAGAAGCUGCUCCCCGACUGGCUGGCUCUCAUCAUCGAGCUGCUCCAGAAGGCACAGAUGGACAGCUCGCAGCUGAUCCACUGCCGGGAGCUCGUGGCACAUCACCUUUCCACUGUGCAGCCUUCUCUGCUGCCCAACUCUGUAUAUGUCUACAGUCCCCUCCAGCAGACCCUGGUGACCUGUAACAGAGGAGCGUUCCACCGCCAGCCCUCCUCUGUCCCAGGGCCGGGUCUCUCCAAGGACAACGGCCGGCCAGAAGCGCCAGUCACAGGUACAGCCGCGCUCUACCAGCGCCGUCCCGCCCCCGCCGGCGGCUGCAAACAGGCCUCCGCCAAGCGCAAGGUGGAAGAGAUGGAAGUGGACGACUUCUACGACGGGAUCAAGCGUCUCUACAACGAGGACCUCGCCCCGGAGGUCGUGGCCCUGGAGAACAUGGGCUCUGUUUGCGGCGCCGACGUCUCGCGGCAGGAGGGCAGCGUGUCCCCUUGCCCGCCCCUGCAGCCGGUGUCUGUCAUGUAGCUGCGAGUGCCACCACCCGCUCCAGGAGCCCCGCCGGACCCGGCAGCCCGUGUCCUCAGUGGGGGGAGAAAGGGCCAUACCUUGUCAGGCUGAACUGAAGGGAGCCAAAAAAAAAAAAAAAAAAAAACAAAAACAAAAAAACCCCAGGAAAAAAAAAUCCCAACCCCUUUUGAAUUUUAUUUCUUGUGCGGCUAAUUAUAGUUCCACUAUUUAAGCACUUAAAACCACAAAAAAGUAUAAAAAUCUAAAAAAAGACCCAAAAACCAACCAAAAAAAAAAGUAGCAAAAACCUGUUCCUUUCUAGUGUUGUCAGUUCCACUGUUUUUCUGCUCCUGUGUGUUGUAACCCAUUCUCCACAUCUGAGAGCUCACAUCAACCCUGCAGAGCUGUUCCAGGUUUCCCAGCCAACUAACACCUCUCUGAUCCCAUUCCGACCUGCUCCUCGCUCCCCUUCUGCUUGCUCUUUUUAAUUCUCAGCCAGUCUUGUGCUUGACGUUCUGUCCUGCCCCACAGCUUUUUCUUUCACCCUUCUAAACAAAAAAAACCCUCUUUCCUUUUGUUAAUACUUGGGUGUUUAAAUGUGAUAAUACUGCAAAACUGGAUUUAAACAAAAGGUUUUAAACAAAACCCCAAACCAGUUCUCGCAAGCUGCUCCACACUUCAGUAAUGCCCACAGGAGUGUGAAGGUGCGCUGGAAGAACCCUAGGGCAGCUGGCCCUGGGGCUCUGCCUCCCACAGAGACUUCUCCAGUUACACCGGUUUGCUUCUCCCAACACAGAAAGCAGUUACUGCAUUUCCUAGCACUAGAACCAAAACGGUAUUUUUUUUCUUGUUUGCACCGAGAAAUGUUGCACUCAGUGUAAACUUUCACCAAUGCUUUACCCUCUCCAUGAAGUGUAAGCUUUGAAUUGUGCAGAGCCUGGUUUUGCCCACACUUUUCCCAGCACUGCUGGGUGAGGUGCCGGGGUGGCUGUGGAUGCCUGAGGUUUGGAAUGUGUGUCCCUGUCAGUCACAAAACCAAAACGAAAGACCCUGAUCCUCGAGUUUUGUGUUCAUGUAACUUCUAACCAAGAGUCAGACCUUUAAACCUGUCUCGUCCCUGUGACACCCCGUUCUCAGAACGCCCUGUCCCGACUGUACGCUCUCUCCACAGCCCUGAGGAAGGUAUCGUAUCUGGAGCCAUUGUACUGAUGAAAGCCUUCUGGUAGCAAUAAAGAAAGUUGUCCUGGA
Molecule: messenger RNA, 3015 nt
Organism: Pipra filicauda (Wire-tailed manakin)
Lineage: Eukaryota; Metazoa; Chordata; Aves; Passeriformes; Pipridae
Gene: CCNI
Product: cyclin I
Exons: 8
Coding region: 544-1785 (413 amino acids)
Biological process (GO): regulation of cyclin-dependent protein serine/threonine kinase activity; mitotic cell cycle phase transition
Cellular component (GO): nucleus; cyclin-dependent protein kinase holoenzyme complex; cytoplasm
Molecular function (GO): cyclin-dependent protein serine/threonine kinase regulator activity
Source: RefSeq, a predicted model, not a curated record